AGAGCCUCGACGGCCGCCAUUUUCUUUCUUUCUUAGCAGUUAGCUGAAAGGAGAUCUCUGAAGAAGCAGCAGCGGCUUCGGUAGUGUAGCCAUGGCAGACUAUUCAACAGUGCCUCCACCCUCCUCUGGCUCAUCUGGUGGUGGUGGUGGUGGUGGUGGAGGAGUUAAUGAUGCUUUCAAGGAUGCUCUGCAGAGAGCCCGGCAGAUUGCAGCAAAAAUUGGGGGUGAUGCUGGUACAUCACUGAAUUCAAAUGACUAUGGUUAUGGAGGACAAAAAAGACCACUAGAAGAUGGAGAUGGCUCUUGGACAAGUCCGAGCAGUACAACACACUGGGAGGGAAUGCCCUCUCCUUAUAAAGAUCAACCAGAUGCUAAGAAAGUUGCUCCUCAAAAUGAUUCCUUUGGAACACAGUUACCACCGAUGCAUCAGCAGCAAAGCAGGUCUGUAAUGACAGAAGAAUACAAAGUUCCAGAUGGAAUGGUUGGAUUUAUAAUUGGCAGAGGAGGUGAACAGAUCUCACGCAUACAACAGGAAUCUGGAUGCAAAAUACAGAUAGCUCCUGACAGUGGUGGCCUUCCUGAAAGGUCUUGUAUGUUAACUGGAACACCUGAAUCUGUCCAAUCAGCAAAACGGUUACUGGACCAGAUUGUUGAAAAAGGAAGACCAGCCCCUGGCUUCCAUCACGGUGAUGGACCAGGAAAUGCAGUUCAAGAAAUCAUGAUUCCAGCUAGCAAGGCAGGAUUAGUUAUUGGAAAGGGGGGAGAGACUAUUAAACAACUUCAGGAGCGGGCUGGAGUUAAAAUGGUUAUGAUUCAAGAUGGGCCUCAGAACACUGGUGCUGACAAACCUCUUAGGAUUACAGGAGACCCUUACAAAGUUCAACAAGCCAAGGAAAUGGUGUUAGAGUUAAUUCGUGAUCAAGGUGGUUUCAGAGAAGUUCGAAAUGAGUAUGGGUCAAGGAUAGGAGGAAACGAAGGGAUAGAUGUCCCCAUUCCAAGAUUUGCUGUUGGCAUUGUAAUAGGAAGAAAUGGAGAAAUGAUCAAAAAAAUACAAAAUGAUGCUGGUGUUCGAAUUCAGUUUAAGCCAGAUGAUGGAACAACACCUGAUAGAAUUGCACAAAUAACAGGACCUCCAGACCGAUGUCAGCAUGCUGCAGAGAUUAUUACAGACCUUCUUCGAAGUGUUCAGGCUGGUAAUCCUGGUGGCCCUGGACCUGGUGGUCGAGGAAGAGGUAGAGGUCAAGGCAGCUGGAACAUGGGACCACCUGGUGGACUACAGGAAUUUAAUUUCAUUGUGCCAACUGGGAAAACUGGAUUAAUAAUAGGAAAAGGAGGUGAAACCAUUAAAAGUAUAAGUCAACAGUCUGGUGCAAGAAUAGAACUUCAGAGAAAUCCUCCACCUAAUGCAGAUCCUAAUAUGAAGUUAUUUACAAUUCGUGGCACUCCACAGCAAAUAGACUAUGCUCGGCAGCUCAUAGAAGAAAAGAUUGGUGGUCCAGUAAAUCCUUUAGGGCCACCUGUACCCCAUGGGCCCCAUGGUGUGCCAGGCCCCCAUGGGCCUCCUGGGCCUCCAGGGCCUGGAACUCCAAUGGGACCGUACAACCCUGCACCUUAUAAUCCUGGACCACCUGGCCCAGCUCCUCAUGGUCCUCCAGCCCCAUAUGCUCCCCAGGGGUGGGGAAAUGCAUAUCCACACUGGCAGCAGCAGGCUCCUCCUGAUCCAGCAAAGGCAGGAACGGAUCCAAAUUCAGCAGCUUGGGCUGCUUAUUAUGCUCACUAUUAUCAACAGCAAGCACAGCCACCACCUGCAGCUCCUGCAGGUGCACCAACUACAACCCAAACUAAUGGACAAGGAGAUCAGCAGAAUCCAGCUCCAGCUGGACAGGUUGAUUAUACCAAGGCUUGGGAAGAGUACUACAAGAAAAUGGGUCAACAAGGGCAGACACAAGAUUAUUCAAAGGCUUGGGAGGAAUAUUACAAGAAGCAAGGUCAAGCAGUUCCUGCUCCUACUGGGGCUCCACCAGGAGGUCAGCCAGAUUAUAGUGCAGCCUGGGCUGAGUACUAUAGACAACAAGCAGCCUACUAUGCCCAGACAAGUCCCCAGGGAAUGCCACAGCAUCCUCCAGCACCUCAGGGCCAAUAAUAAGAAGUGGACAAUACAGUAUUUGCUUCAUUGUGUGGGGGAAAAAAACCUUUGUUAAGUAUAUGGAUGCAGACGACUUGAUGAAGAUCUUAAUUUUGGUUUUGGUUUAAAAUAGUGGUUUUUUUGUUUUUGUUUUUUUUUGGUUUUUUGUUUUUGUUUUUGUUUUUUUUUGCUUUUUUUUUUUGAAAAUGUACAAAAUAUCUAUCACUACUGAUAGGAGGUUGAUAUUUCUGUGUAGAAAUGAAAAUUGGUUUGUUUUUAGUAUUUAGUGUAGAUGUACACAUUCCAGCAAAUGUAUUUGCAACUAUUAUGUGGUCAAUGCUUUGUGAUAUAAAUGUACUUUUUCAAUGUAUACUUUCACUUUUAAAAUGCCUGUUUUGUGCUUUACAAUAAAUGAUAUGAAACCUCCUGUGUCGGUAAGUUGGAUAUGUGGGUAUUUUAAAGGAUUCAUAAUUUCUUAGCAAUUAUAAAUUAAGAAACAUAUACACAAAUAUAUAAGCUUUCCCCAUAAAAUACUGAGUUUUUAAACACUGGCAUGUUUUUUCCCCCUUGCAGUAUAGUGAUAGAUUGGAGGAUCUUUCCAUUUAUUGUAUUUGGCUGUUUCAGCAUAAGUGAUCCUGAUAUCUUCAUUUUUUUCCUUCUGUGUUUGAUUAAAAACUGCAUGUGUAUACAGUGAUCUUUUGGCAUACUUCAUUGCAUUAACAGUGAAAUUUCCUUUUAUACAUGGCCACUGUUUCAGACCUG
This is a messenger RNA of Cynocephalus volans (Philippine flying lemur), 2887 nucleotides long. RefSeq names its product far upstream element binding protein 1 (gene FUBP1). Gene Ontology annotation, cellular component: cytoplasm; nucleus. Gene Ontology annotation, biological process: regulation of DNA-templated transcription. Bases 92 to 2143 code for a protein of 683 amino acids. Gene Ontology annotation, molecular function: mRNA binding. The transcript is spliced from 22 exons. Lineage: Eukaryota; Metazoa; Chordata; Mammalia; Dermoptera; Cynocephalidae. The record is from RefSeq and is a predicted model, not a curated record.